Messenger RNA from Trichomonas vaginalis G3, 525 nucleotides. RefSeq lists its product as uncharacterized. Bases 1 to 525 code for a protein of 174 amino acids. Lineage: Eukaryota; Parabasalia; Trichomonadida; Trichomonadidae. The transcript has a single exon. The record is from RefSeq and is a predicted model, not a curated record.
AUGAACAAUCCAAUACACUAUUCGCUCCAAGAUGCUAUUAAUGCAUUGGACGACGAAAUGAAAUUUAACACUGGUGGUUGGCAUUUAUCUAACAUAUCCAAAAUCAAAGAAGCUUCAAAUACUUUCCAUUCAGAGCAAACGAAAAAAUUCAUUUUAGUAAUUGUCCAUUAUAUGAGGGGUCCUUAUGCUACAUCCCUCAUCAAGUUUAAACUCGCGCAAUUAUUGAAUCUCCUGAACUCAUAUAAUGUCAGCGGAUUCCAUGAGUCAAUUGAUGAAUUACGUCAGCAAAUACACUCUUCUUAUGAAUUUAUGUAUGACUCUACAUUUAAGGAAGCUUCUCAGCAAAUGAUUCGCCAAUUAAUUUCAACACCUAAUGUUGUUCGAGUUCAACCAAAAGUCCCGGUGAGAACAUAUAGAAUUAAGACAUCAACACCUGUGGCAAAACUUGCCCAUAAUUUUACACCUCAAACCGUUCAAUUGCAUAAUGCAAUGAGACAAACAACACCACCUCCCCAAAUUAUAUGA